AUGGAUGAUGAGUCUGUAAAGCUUAUCAUGAGAACAAACCCAGCCAGCUUAGAACAGAACCCAAAAACUACAGUCCUUGAUGUCUCAGCUUCGAUCCAGAAAACAAUUGAUCUACUCUCAUUUGAACCCCAAUCCAUAGAACAAACACUGAACCCACAAGAACAGAGCUUCACGUCUUCAUCUUCACUCAAUCUCCAGCUACAUUCUCGAUCCUCACUUCACAAAGCUUCACACGGAGACUACCAGUCACUGACUUUAGCUCGACUCGAGCGUGACUCUGCCCGAGUGAAGUCGCUUCAGACUCGGUUAGAUCUGGCUAUUCAUGGCAUUGUUAAGUCAGAUCUGGAACCAGUGGAGACUGAGUUCGAAGCUGAGGAGUUGGAAGGACCGGUGAUUUCGGGAACGAGUCAAGGAAGCGGUGAGUACUUCUCCCGAAUCGGAAUCGGUCGCCCACCGAGUCAAGUUUACAUGGUUCUCGACACCGGUAGUGAUGUCAACUGGGUGCAAUGCGCACCCUGCGCCGAUUGUUACCAGCAAGCCGAUCCAAUCUUUGAGCCGGCUUCGUCGUCUUCGUAUUCGCUUCUCACUUGCGAUACUCAUCAAUGCAAAUCGCUUGACGUGUCGGAAUGCAGAAACGACACGUGCCUCUACGAAGUCUCCUACGGCGAUGGAUCGUACACUGUCGGCGAUUUUGCAACGGAGACUAUAACUUUUUCCGGCUCGGCUUCUGUUAACAACGUAGCCAUAGGCUGUGGACACAAUAACGAAGGCUUAUUCGUCGGAGCCGCCGGCUUAAUCGGACUGGGCGGCGGUCCACUUUCGUUUCCUUCCCAAAUCAACGCCACGUCAUUCUCUUACUGCCUCGUAGACCGUGACUCCGACUCAGCCUCAACUCUCGACUUCGACUCAGAAACCCCUCGUAACGCCGUCACCGCUCCGUUACUCCGUAACCAGAAGCUUGACACAUUUUACUAUCUCGACUUAACGGGACUCAGUGUGGGCGGUGAAUCACUGUCACUUCCUCCGUCAAGUUUUCAACUGAACGAUAACGGUGACGGCGGAGUUAUUAUUGACUCAGGAACGGCGGUGACUCGGUUACAGACAAACGUUUACAACUCGCUCCGUGACGCUUUCGUUAAAGGAACGAAGGGAUUGCCGUCAACUAACGGUAUGGCAUUGUUCGACACGUGUUAUAAUCUGUCGUCGAGGAAGAGUGUUGAGGUUCCAACGGUGUCGUUUCACUUUUCGGACGGGAAGGAAUUGUCGUUACCGGCGAAGAAUUACCUGAUACCGGUUGAUUCGGUGGGGACGUUUUGCUUCGGGUUCGCUCCGACGUCUUCUUCUUUGUCGAUUAUUGGGAAUGUGCAGCAACAGGGAACACGUGUUAGUUUCGACCUUGCAAGUUCUCUUAUUGGUUUCUCACCCAAUAAGUGCUAGGAAAAAUAGUAUAAUUUUCUUUCCGUUAUUACCAUUGUCGAAGAGAAGAUUUUACGCUUUUCUGGGUGGGUUGGUGGGACCGCCAUCAAUAAGUGUAAAGUGAUGAGGUGGGGCCACCUUGUGGGUGUGUAUUAUUACUGCAAUUUAGUGGUUUUUCAUUUAUUUAUUUUGGUGAGUGAAUUGAAGCUGUGAGUGUGUAUUGAUGGAAGAACGGUGGGAAGCUGUGGAUGCUAAUGUGACCCUUGUGACUUGUGAAGCAUUACUUUCUCGUUGUUUACUUCCUAGCUGUUUAUUUC
Messenger RNA from Ilex paraguariensis (yerba mate), 1733 nucleotides. The record is from the annotation of a GenBank genome assembly. Lineage: Eukaryota; Viridiplantae; Streptophyta; Magnoliopsida; Aquifoliales; Aquifoliaceae.